This is a messenger RNA of Phalacrocorax carbo (great cormorant), 3700 nucleotides long. NCBI's taxonomy places the organism in Eukaryota, Metazoa, Chordata, Aves, Suliformes, Phalacrocoracidae. The record is from RefSeq and is a predicted model, not a curated record.
CAAGGAAGCAGCUUGAAACCCAGGUUCACUUCGUAAUGGUUGAGGCUGUUGGGAGCGUAGCUCUGGGCUUCAGGUGCCUUAGCGCAGAGGCACCGCGCAGUGGUGCAGCUCGAAGAGCAGGGCUGCACCUCGGGGUGCUACCGCAGCCCUUCCAGGGGGCGCGGAGAGUCCCGGCGCCAGCUGCUCACGACGGGCCCUGCCCUCCUCGGCGGGGGCAGCAGAGGGCUGCGCCCCCGCCCCCGGGCCGAGCCCGCCCUCCGCGGGGUGUUCCCGCCGGCGGUGCGGCGCGCCGGGAGCGGAGGAUGCUGCUGCCGCCGCUGCUGCUGCUGUUGGCGCUGGCGGGGGGUCGGCGGGCGGCGGUGCUGCGGCUGGAGCUGCGGGGCAGCCCCCGCAGGGAGGUGAGCCCCGCUUUCCUCUCCCUCACCCUGGACGCCAGCCUGGCCCGGGACCCGCGCUAUGUCGCCUUGCUCAGCAAUCCCAAGCUGCGUGCCCUCGCAACGGCCCUGUCCCCAGGCUUCCUGAGGUUUGGUGGCACCGAAACAGAUUUUCUCAUCUUUGAUCCCAACAAGAAUUCAACUUCAGAAGAAAAAAUCAUCUGGGAACUUCAGGCCCAGCAAGAGGCUUGUGGCUCGAGGCCUGCGUUUGCUGCUGUUGAGAAGCUACUGCUGGCACAGUGGCCCAGCCAGGAGAAGCUGAUUCUUGCAGAGCAUAACUGGAAAAAACACAAAAACACCACUAUUACAAGAAAUACGCUGGAUAUUCUAUACAGCUUUGCGAACUGCUCAGGGUUUCACCUGAUCUUUGGGCUCAAUGCCUUGCUGCGGAAAGAUGGCUUGCAGUGGGACAGCUCGAAUGCCCGGGCACUACUGGACUACUGCGCCUCGCGGUGGUACAACAUCUCCUGGGAGCUCGGAAAUGAGCCCAAUAGCUUCAGGAAGAAGUCUGGCAUCUACAUUGAUGGCUUCCAGCUGGGGCAAGAUUUUAUUCACUUACGGCAACUUCUGAGUAGCUAUAUGCUCUACCGGCACACGAAGCUCUAUGGUCCUGAUGUUGGACAGCCCCGAAAGCAGACGCAGAGACUGCUGAGAAGCUUCCUGAAGUCGGGAGGGAAGGUGAUCGACUCUGUCACGUGGCACCAUUACUAUGUGAAUGGACGAAAUGCAACAAGGGAGGAUUUCUUGAGCCCUGAAGUGUUGGAUACCUUUGCCACAGCCAUACGCAAAGUCCUGGAGGUUGUUGAUGGGACCAUACCUGACAAGAAGGUCUGGCUAGGAGAGACGAGCUCUGCCUAUGGAGGGGGAGCUCCCAGGCUGUCCAACACUUAUGUUGCUGGCUUUAUGUGGUUGGAUAAACUCGGGCUUUCAGCCAGGCAGGGGAUUGACGUGGUGAUGAGACAGGUUUUCUUUGGGGCAGGGACCUAUCACCUGGUGGAUGCCAACUUUGAGCCUUUGCCGGACUACUGGCUGUCGCUGCUCUACAAGAAGCUGGUGGGUACCAAGGUGCUGCAGGUCAGUCUGACGGGAGCCGACGAGAGGAAGCUCCGCGUCUACCUCCACUGCACGAAUGCCCUUCACCCAAAGUACAGAGAAGGGGAUGUGACGCUGUUUGCCUUAAACCUCUACAACAUUACCCAACAUCUGCAGCUACCUGAUUACUUAUCAAGCAAGCACGUGGAUCAGUACCUCUUACUGCCUCAUGGCAAAGAGAGUAUACUUUCCAGGUCUACUGAGCUGAAUGGCCGUGUGCUACGGAUGGUGGAUGACAAAAUGCUGCCAGAGCUUAUCGAAAAACCCCUUGGUCCCGGCAGUGUACUUGGCCUUCCAGCCUUCUCUUACGGCUUUUAUGUUAUCAAAAAUGCCAAAGCUAUUGCUUGCAUUUAAAUGAUUAAUUCAUGCACACAGGAUAAAUGUAAAGCACUUGGCUAGUAGGGAAGUUUAAUCCUAGAAAUUUAUGUUUCUACCGUGAGAUUUAAUUCUGACGAGGGAUGCAAAUGUGGCAGCACUGCUACGAUCUGUGGGCUGAGGAAAACAUGAGGUCCUGCUGGGUAACUUAUACGUGAAAGGUGCUCAUUAAGCUCCCGGGAUAAUUAUCCGGGUACACCAAGCCCAGGCAGGGGCUGGUUUUGCUCUCUAUCCAGCCUGGUUUGCUGCACUCAAGCACAGGGCCCUUCUCCAUGCCACACAGAGCUGAAUCAGCUUCUCGCACUGUGCUUGGGGCUCUGGCAGCUGGGAACUGCAACUGCCCCUCUCCCUUUCAUUUCUGCAAGCACAGGUCCUAAAGCAGUUCCUUCAAAAGCUUGCCUUCAGAAAGGAUGAGCAGGUGUUUUAUUUUAACUGUACAGCUGUGAUUUUGCCUGCACCAUGUAGGGAAGCCUGAGGAAGGGUUGUGUUGCUGAGGACAUCUCAGGGUAGAAAGCUGGGACACACAAAGCAAACCGAGGUCAGUGUGCCUGCAGGGCAAAACGCCUUGCUGAGAAACCAGGUCCUUCAUGUGAUUUGGGGCAGCACUGCAUAUUUUUCCCAAGCUAGAAGAGUUCAGUCACAAGAUGGAGCUGUGGCCACGUGCUUUCCAAAGGCGAGGUUUUGACUCUCUGAAAUGCAGGCUGUUCCUGCAGGGUGGUCUACCUGUGCCCUCACACACUCCAUUCCUGGGACAGAGAGGAACCAAGCCCACCUGCAAACCCUCCAUGGUCAGUGGGCUGCAUGGCAGUGGCUCAAGACUCCUUAACCUUCACCACCCUGCAGGCAGGUCAGCUGGAAAGGACUUCCCUGAACCUGUUUGCAGGUGAAGCUCUGCUUUAUGCUUCCUAACUCGCUCAGGUCUCUUCUGUUCUUGAGGAAAUGGGAAAGUAAAGAGACUGAGCAAACUACCCACCUCUUGACCAUCAAGGGGAUGUCAGUGGCCUUAGAGCACCCUGGGGACAAACCUACACGGCCAGGCUGACAUCUGUCCUGCUGGGAAAACAGCCAUUUUGGCCAGAAAUCUCUUCACCCUGGCCAUGCCUUUCCUGUGAGCAGUUAAGCGAGCCUCUGGCAUGCAGGUUGCCGGUCUGCAGGGUAGCAAAAUGCCUUGGAGAAUACCUGCAGUGUCCCACACAGGUUUAUUUGCAUCUACUUUUUUUGAAGAUAUAUAACCCAUGCCCCUGUCAAUGCCUUACAAUGUUUUGAGCACAGCAGGGGAAAACAACACAUCACUGUAUUUCCCUUUUUAAGCUUUAGAAGGGUGCUACCAGCUACAUGGGGUUUCAAUGCAGGGUAAUGAGUGGAGGGAAGGGGAUGCUUUUUAAAUAAGACGACAUUAAAAACAGAUGUACUUUUGAAGCUGUGAUGAAAAAUUGCACAAUAAGAAGGUUGUAUUUAAGUUCAGUGUGUCGAAGACAUCCACAGUGCAGAUGCAUUCUAUGAAGGGUUAUGUAUCGGGGGUAAUAUAGAUCAGAAAUGAGAAUAAAGAAGGCUAGGUUUGUUUACAUUGUCCAAGUUCAUUAAAGGAAGUAAAGAGAGUGUAAAAUUGAGUGGGAAGUGUUAAAUAAAGUCCACAUAAAGUUAAUUUAUCAUUAUUAUUAUUAUUAUAUGUUACAACUAAGACAUCAAAGUUACUGUUUGCCUGGUAGCUUCUUUUUAGAACUUUUCUAACAGUUUUGCUUAUUCUAAUGCUUGUGACUUCUAUAUUUGAAGAUUUUUAAUUACAGUGGUUUAUACCA